This is a messenger RNA of Cylicocyclus nassatus, 1440 nucleotides long. The record is from the annotation of a GenBank genome assembly. Lineage: Eukaryota; Metazoa; Nematoda; Chromadorea; Rhabditida; Strongylidae.
AUGCAGCCCACCUUCCCCCUGCCCGAAGCCGAUGCCCUGGCCCACAGCGACCAGCUGGCCGCCGCCCUGCGCGCCGAGAUCCUUGCGCAGGGCGGGGCAAUGCCGUUCUCCCGCUUCAUGGAGCUGUGCCUGUACACCCCGGGCUGGGGCUAUUACAGCGCCGGCGCCAGCAAGUUCGGUGGCAGCGGCGACUUCACCACCGCGCCCGAGCUCGGCAGCCUGUUCGCCGGCAGCGUGGCCAAUGCCCUGGCGCCGGUAUUCGCCCAGCUGGGUGCGCAGGCGCGGAUGCUGGAGCUGGGCGGCGGUACCGGUGCCUUCGCCGAGGCCGUGCUGCUGCGCCUGGCGGAGCUGGACGCGCUGCCCUCGCGCUACGCCAUCCUCGAACCCAGCGCCGACCUGCGCGAGCGCCAGCAGCAGCGCCUGCAGCAGAAUCUGCCGGCCGAGCUGGUCGCGCGCGUGGACUGGAUCGACCGCCCGUUCGAAGAGGACUGGGAGGGCGUGGUGUUCGCCAACGAGGUGAUCGACGCGCUGCCGACGCCGCGCUUCCUGAUCCGCGACGGCGAGGUCUAUGAGGAAACCGUCGAGCUGGACGCCGAAGGUCGCUUCAUCCGCGGCGCGCAGCCGGCCGACAUCCUGCUCAACGGCGCGGUGCGCCAUAUCGAGCGCUAUCUGGAGAAGCCCUUCGCCGAGGGCUACCGUUCCGAAGUGCUGCCGCAGCUGCCGUACUGGUUGCAGGCAGUGGCCGGUGGCCUGCAGCGCGGUGCGAUGUUGUUCGUCGACUAUGGCUACAACCGCGGCGAGUUCUACCAGCAUGACCGCGACGAUGGCACUGUGCGUGCGUUCUACCGCCACCACGUGCACAACGACGUGCAUCGCUGGCCGGGCCUGCAGGACAUCACCGCCUCGGUGGACUUCACCGCGAUGGCCGAAGCGGGCCUGCACGGUGGUUUCGAGCUGGCCGGCUACUGCAGCCAGGCCAGUUUCCUGCUUGGCAACGGGCUGGACCAGGUAUUGCUGCUGGCCGAGGAGCGCACCGAUGAAGUCGGCCGCAUCCAGCUGCGCGACCAGGUGAAGAAGCUGACCCUGCCGACCGAAAUGGGCGAGCGCUUCCAGGCAAUCGGCCUGCAGCGUGGCGUCGAUUUCGAGCCGGCCUUCGAAUUGGGUGACCUGAGCUGGCGGCUCGACAAGGGCGAGCACUUCCUGGCCUAUUUCAUCCUGGCCGGAAGCGCAGUGCAGCUGUUCCGGCGCGGCCGCCCGCUGCUGUGGGUGGGCGUGGGACUGGUGCUGAUGGGCAUCGGCAUUGAGUUCGCGCAGGGCGCGCUGACCAGCAACCGCACGGCUGAUCCGAUGGAUGCGCUGGCCAACACGAUCGGCGUGCUGGCCGGCAUGGCUACCGUAUUGACCCCGCUGCGCGAUCUACUGCUGCGCUGGCGCGGGUAA